AUAUUAUCUGUUAAUUUAAUGUUGUCCGCCAAUCUUAUAAAUCAUAGAAGUGUUCUAAGAGAGAAAUCUCUUAACUUUUUAAAUGUUCCAAUAGCUGAUUACCUAGUAUACUAAAUAAUUAUUUUAUCUAGACUCAAUAGAAACCAAUUACUGAGGAUUCAUAAUAUAAAGCCUUCUAAAGAAAUCUUUAACUUUAAAAACAAAUCCUGAAUGAAUAAGAUGAUGUUCACCAAUAUUAAACUGAAUUAUUCACUAAAUCAGUUAAAUAAGAGAGAGUACCAAUCAUUGUAAAUCGUCCAUCAGUCCAGCAUUUUAAACCAACUUUACCCAAUGAUUUUGCUAUUCCAAAUAGAAAAUCAGAAACAAUUAUAAAAUAAAUAUCUAGAAUUGAUGAAGAUUUAGACCAAUUAGCUCAAAUUUUCUAUUAACGUAAACUUUUGAUGAAAGCGUACAAUGCUUUAGAAUAGCAUGCUGAAAGAUAGAACAUACAAAUUGCUGAUGAACAUAGACAGCUUUAGGUAUUUAAAGCCUUCUUCAGGUAAUUACAAAAAAAGCAAAUGAUCUAAAAUUUUAAGAAAAGCCUUAAGUAAAAAUGAAUCACUCUAUAUUAUGAAUUUAAUAAUGUAUAUGCAC
Paramecium octaurelia is the source of this 633-nucleotide messenger RNA. The record is from the annotation of a GenBank genome assembly. NCBI's taxonomy places the organism in Eukaryota, Ciliophora, Oligohymenophorea, Peniculida, Parameciidae.